Phytomonas sp. EM1 is the source of this 1800-nucleotide messenger RNA. The record is from the annotation of a GenBank genome assembly. NCBI's taxonomy places the organism in Eukaryota, Euglenozoa, Kinetoplastea, Trypanosomatida, Trypanosomatidae.
GAGAUUUGCCAACACCUUUUUCAGGGAUCAAUGCUAUAAGCAAGACAAAUGCUCAAGGGUAAGUAUCAAUAAAACGAAACACAGGGAAGCUGUCCAUUAUGAGGACGGUUACACUGCUACGUUUAGCUGCUAAGGGGAUUAUAGUUCGAUAAGGGGAUGAUACCUGAAGAUGUCUUGGCCCCGUAGUGCAAGACGCGUUGCGUCGCGCGUUGGAGAAGUAGAAUCAGGCGGUGAAGACGCAAACAUUUAUUAAAAAAGAGAACAGUCGUGGCGGAGCGUCUUCAGGGAACCCUAGGUCUGCUAAUUUAAGGCUUGAUAGUUUUAGUCUUUGUGGUUACUUUCGAAAAGGUGGAUCGAUAAAUGACGGCCCAUAGCAUGGGCCUGAGCGAUAGUUCCUCCUCAGAAGAAACGGACAUGUUUAUGUUUGGUUUACCAAAGGAUGUAGGCCUGCCGUAUCGUGAGACUUGCCCAGAAAAUUUAUGUCUCUUCGUGGAUAGUAGUAGUGGGCUGACCACGUGCAGAUUACGGUGUAUCAUGGUGUCUUAUGGUAUGACAGAGCUCUUUUCGGCGUUUUAUGGCGAUUUCAGCGUAUGUUUUUAUCGGAUUAGUACUGUAGUGCGCAUGUGUGUAUGCGAAGUGAAUGCGGCAGCUGCUUUCAAGAUAUAAAGUCUUAUGAUGCUGAGAAUCUGGUCUGCAGCCGGUUGGUUAUAGAUAUCGUUUUCCUCUGUUCUGGAAACCGCGCAGCUGUAUCAAUAAUCCCCAGCUCGGUGAAAAGAACCGAGUGAGGUUCAACUAGAUGGAAAGUACAUAGCUCGCCAAAGAGGUGAAAUUCCACCUAGCGUUUCUUCACACGCUAGAUCGACCCCAGGUAGCGCCCGCUUUCGGACCCCCGAAGGGACUGAAGAUGCAAUUAAUUGCGAUGGACAUCAAAAAGAGUGCCAUGUCCUAUAACACACGUGAAAUUAACCCUUUUUAUUCUUUACUCAUCAUAUCCCAAGUAUUUAAAGUGUUUCAUACAGUUCAAGAGCGCCCAUACACUCGAGGAGUUACAGAGUGAAUUGGUUAGUGCUAGAUCAUAUGCGAAGCUUGGUCAGUAAUUUCGGAAUUUAAAGCUAUUAGAGAUGAUGUAGAUUCCACAACUCCUCUCAUGGUGCUGUGGCAAACCGCUGCCACUGAUGUUAUCUUGUAAUUGUGAACAUUCAUCGGGCUUUAAAUUCCUCAAAAAGCAGGGUGACACGUACGGGGAUUUUUUUUUAGUUUUCUAGCCAAAUGCAAGAACGUUAUCCGAUUUCGAAAUGCGACUUACCAUGCUCAGGAAAACUUGCUACUGGGGCUAGUCCUUUUAAGUCAGAUUUUUAUUGAUAGGUUAGUACGGAAAUACUUGAACUAACAACUGAGGAGCUCGCGAUCAUUGCUAUCUUUGCCAUUGCGAGAAACAAAUGGAUCACCCGAAAUAAGGUCAGCUCGUUUGACUUCAAUAUCAAUUUUCGUAAGGGGUUGAAGGCUGUCUACACUGUGCUCAAUGCAUCGUAGGGUACGGAUUCCUCAUAGGUAAAAAAAUCUUAUCUAUCGUUCUGAUAUUACUUCUCCCUUUCCCUGAAUAGGCAUGACAUGAGGAGUGAUGUUUGAGCCAUAGGGAGAACAGAGAUCAUGCUUAAGCAUAUGCAGCUCACUUUUGAUUUCAUGAUGUUCGCAUAUCAGUUAAAGUAUCCUCAUGCUUUCGCAAAGGACGUAUUUUGUCCAGUAAAACAAUAUUUGAUGGAUUUUGCGUAACACUCUUUUUCAACCCUUUCAUAGUAA